Messenger RNA from Histoplasma capsulatum G186AR, 306 nucleotides. RefSeq lists its product as uncharacterized. NCBI's taxonomy places the organism in Eukaryota, Fungi, Ascomycota, Eurotiomycetes, Onygenales, Ajellomycetaceae. The coding region runs from base 1 to 306 and encodes 101 amino acids. The record is from RefSeq and is a predicted model, not a curated record. The transcript has a single exon.
AUGACUCACCCGGCAAAAGGCAAAUACUCCCCAAUGAGAACAUCCAUCCCCACACGAUCCCUGGGGCCACCAGCAGGGAAACGAGCAGAAAACAACCAAAACCAAAUCCUGCAGAUGCCAACACACCGCCGAGACACGCGUCGGGGCGGGGGAUUCGGACGCGCGAAUUGCCGACGCUCAUCCAAUUAUACCGUAUGCGGCCUAGUGGCUGACGCGGAGGGGACACGAGGUCAUGUGGCGGCCUUGGUGGACUUAGGCAGCAAUCCCAUGCAUGUCUCUCUGGGCAAGCAGGGUGAGGCACUCUGA